Molecule: messenger RNA, 2268 nt
Organism: Hypoxylon fragiforme
Lineage: Eukaryota; Fungi; Ascomycota; Sordariomycetes; Xylariales; Hypoxylaceae
Product: glutamyl-tRNA synthetase
Exons: 2
Coding region: 196-2085 (629 amino acids)
Biological process (GO): glutamyl-tRNA aminoacylation; translation
Cellular component (GO): cytoplasm; cytosol; methionyl glutamyl tRNA synthetase complex
Molecular function (GO): glutamate-tRNA ligase activity; ATP binding
Source: RefSeq, a predicted model, not a curated record
GCCAAUGUCUUCCUUUUAAAAAAAAGAAUUGAUAGUAUGCCGUCAGUGGGGUGAUCACUUUUGACCCCGCCACUCGGACAGAAAACAGUCGUGAGUCAACAGCUUUAACCUCAAUUCAACCCUAGUAUUACAAGUUUGUAAUUGGUACAAUUUCAACUUUACAUAACUGCAAUUUACAUAGAGCAUAUACGAAAAAUGAAGGCAGACGAGCUAGUCGCCGUUUCAACCUCUUUAGGAGGAGAUUUCAAAUCUCUAGAGCCUCAUCUCAUCAGGCUCGAGAAGCACCUAACCCUACGAACGUACCUUGCUGGAUACACUUUGAGUGAGCUUGACACCAAAAUCUGGCUUGCGAUCAAAAACAAUCGAGUCGCUAUCUCUUUCGUCCGCAAGGGAUCCUAUGUUAAUCUCCACCGAUGGUUUAUCUAUAUCGAACAAACCCACCCAGAAAUCCAAGCCGAUGUCAAGGCCGCUGAUACGGCGCGCAAGGCCAAGGUCCAAGCAGCUAGUCGAGCUGGAGCAAGCUACAACCUAGCUUUGCAGGAAACAGACAAAGGCGUUGUUACUCGUUUCUUGCCCGAGCCAUCAGGAUAUCUUCACAUUGGACACGCCAAAGCUGCCCUCCUCAGUGAUUACUUCGCACACCAAGCCUAUAAUGGUACGCUCCGCCUAAGGCUCGACGACACAAACCCGAGCAAAGAGAAGGAGGAGUACCAAGAUGCUAUCAUCGAGGAUCUUGCUCUUAUGGGAAUCAAGCCGGAUGUAGUCACUUAUACCUCUGACUACUUCGACCAUCUUUACGACACGUGCCUUGGUCUCAUCAAGAGCGGAAACGCCUAUGCUGAUGACACGGAUGUUGAGACCAUGCGCGAGGAGAGAGGAAAGGGUAUCGCAUCCAAGAGACGGGACCGGACAGUGGAGGAGAACCUGGCCAUUUUCGAUGCCAUGAAGAUUGGCACUGAGGAGGGGUUAAAGAACUGCAUUCGAGCCAAAAUAUCCGUGGACAACCCCAAUAAGGCGAUGCGCGAUCCUGUCAUCUACAGAUGCAACCCCAAUGACCCCCACCACAGAACGGGUACCAAAUGGAAAAUGUACCCGACUUAUGAUCUUGCGUGCCCCGUUGUUGACAGCUUGGAGGGAGUCACACAUGCCCUCAGGUCCACGGAGUAUACGGACCGAAACCCCCAGUUCCAAUGGUUCCUCGACACGCUCAAGCUGCGACAAGUCUACAUGUGGGACUUUGCCCGCAUGAACUUCAUCCGAACGUUCCUUUCUAAGCGGAAGCUGGCGAAAUUGGUCGAUGCCGGCCGAGUAUGGGGUUGGGAUGACCCGCGAAUGCCUACCAUUCGCGGUAUCCGAAGACGAGGAAUGACAAUCGCUGCGCUGCGCGAUUUUAUUCUCAAGCAAGGGCCGUCCCGAAAUGUGGUCUCAAUGGACUGGGCUGCCUUCUGGGCCACGAACAAAAAGGAAAUUGACCCUGUUGCGCCACGACACACCGCCAUUCUCAAGAAGGACCAUGCCAAAGUAGCCAUUAUGGGUGAUGACGCCCCUGCCGAGCCACGUACCGAGGACAAACCGCUCCACCCCAAGAACCCUGCUGUCGGUACAAAGAAGGUAGCGUUCAGCAAAGAAUUGAUUCUGGACCAGGCCGAUGCCAAGUCGUUCAAGGACAACGAAGAGAUCACUCUAAUGCAAUGGGGUAAUGCUUUCGUCAGAGCCGUCGCCAGCGGUGACCCAAUUACAAGCUUAACUUGCGAGCUCAAUCUCAAAGGCGACGUGCGCUCUACAGAUAAGAAGGUCACGUGGCUCUCGACACAGGGGCAGAAGCUCAUCGAUGCGGAGCUAUGGGACUUCGAUUAUCUAAUCACGAAGGACAAACUAGAGGAGGAAGACGAUCUCGAGAAAUUCCUCACUCCAACCACAGCCACUAUGGAGGAGGCAUUCUGCGACGAAGGAGUUGCCAAGCUCAAGCAGGACGAUAUCAUCCAGUUGGAGCGCAGGGGUUAUUACCGGGUAGAUAAGGCAUACGAUGAGGGUGGUGAGAAGAAGGUUGUGCUGUUCUGCAUCCCAACUGGAAAGAACAAAUAGAUGGACGCUACGUUUAUGUCUGACUGUUGGUAAUUCUAAGAUUCGAGAAAGACUGAAGGAUGGGAAUGCAAAAGUUGGUCGAUAAUAGACAUAAUCAAGUUAUUUGAUAGGUAUAUUUGAGCCUAAUUAUGAUCACGAGGUUUUUUUAACCAAGAGUAAGCAAGUACAAUGCAAGCAGAGUAC